AUGAACGGCAAUGUAAAUAAUUUUUACAACAAAUAUAUGAAUAUUACACUUAAAAAAAUUAAAUUCAUAGAUAUAUAUAUAAUUUUUAACCUUUUUAAUAUAAUUCUUUUAUCAAUUUAUGCAUUCAUAUUUUCAUUAUUUAAAGAAAAAAUAGCACAUGGUACUAUUUUUACAGCUAUUGGAAAUGUCACACUUUUAAUCGCCUUGCGUGUGCAGAUCACGAACAAGACCUUGUUUAGUCUUAAGCAGGAAAAAAUUAUUUUCGAUUUUGUGCUGUGCUCACUAAUUUUAUAUAUUGGCACAUUUAGCUAUAUCCACUUAAAUUAG
Molecule: messenger RNA, 327 nt
Organism: Plasmodium vinckei vinckei
Lineage: Eukaryota; Apicomplexa; Aconoidasida; Haemosporida; Plasmodiidae
Product: dolichyl-diphosphooligosaccharide--protein glycosyltransferase subunit DAD1, putative
Exons: 3
Coding region: 1-327 (108 amino acids)
Biological process (GO): protein N-linked glycosylation
Cellular component (GO): membrane; oligosaccharyltransferase complex
Source: RefSeq, a predicted model, not a curated record